Messenger RNA from Cavia porcellus (domestic guinea pig), 423 nucleotides. It is a transcript of the gene Nanos2, whose product is annotated as nanos C2HC-type zinc finger 2. Gene Ontology annotation, molecular function: zinc ion binding; mRNA binding. The transcript has a single exon. The record is from RefSeq and is a predicted model, not a curated record. The coding region runs from base 1 to 423 and encodes 140 amino acids. Lineage: Eukaryota; Metazoa; Chordata; Mammalia; Rodentia; Caviidae. Gene Ontology annotation, cellular component: perinuclear region of cytoplasm. Gene Ontology annotation, biological process: oogenesis; negative regulation of translation.
AUGGAUCUGCCUCUCUUUGACUUGUGGAAGGACUACUUCAACCUCAGCAAGGUGGUGUUGGCCCUGAUCAAGAGCAGGAGCCAAAGGCUGGAGAUCGAGCAGACUGUGGAGACCAAGGAGACCAAGGAGACCCAGGGGCCCAGCCCAGGGCCCCAGCUGGGGCAACGAGGUCUGGAGCCAGGGACCACCCUGUGCAACUUCUGCAAGCACAAUGGGGAGUCCCGUCAUGUCUACGCCUCACACCAGCUGAAGACGCCGGAGGGUGUGGUGCUGUGUCCCAUCCUGAGGCACUACGUGUGUCCCUUAUGUGGGGCCACUGGUGGCCAGGCUCACACACUCAAGUACUGCCCACUCAAUGGCAACCAGCAAUCCCUCUACCGCCGCAGUGGACGCAACUCAGCUGGCCGAAAGGCCAAGCACUGA